This is a messenger RNA of Theobroma umbraticum, 1979 nucleotides long. RefSeq lists its product as uncharacterized. The record is from RefSeq and is a predicted model, not a curated record. Lineage: Eukaryota; Viridiplantae; Streptophyta; Magnoliopsida; Malvales; Malvaceae. Gene Ontology annotation, molecular function: ATP binding; protein serine/threonine kinase activity. Gene Ontology annotation, biological process: protein phosphorylation.
CGUUUCAUCCCUUACAUGUAAUAACCUGAGGCAUCCUCCUGGCCUGCUUCGUUGUCACAAUCACCAAAAACCACGCACAGGAGAAAAAAAGAAGAACAGAGUUUAUUAUCUUUAAAAGAGAAGAGAGAGAGAGAGAGAGAGAGAGGGAGGAAUAUAAGUAUAAUGGAGAACCAGAAGAAGGAGGAGGUGGAAGGAGAGGAGGACGAGGUGGGACCGAUGGCUGGGGAGAUGGCCGAAGAAGAGGAAGGGCAGGUGACCAGCUUGACGCUUGAAAGGGUGGCUGCGGCGAAGCAGUUCAUUGAGAGCCACUAUAAAGCCCAGAUGAAACAUAUCCAAGAACGCAAAGAAAGGCGUUUAGUGUUAGAAAAGAAGUUGGCAUCGUCAGAUGUUCCAGAGGAGGAACAAAUCAGUCUGCUGAAGGAUUUGGAGCGCAAGGAGUCAGAUUAUAUGCGGCUUAAAAGGCACAAGAUUUGUGUUGAUGAUUUUGACCUUUUAACCAUUAUUGGGAGAGGGGCUUUUGGAGAGGUAAGAUUGUGUCGAGAGAAAAAAUCAGGUGAUAUUUUUGCCAUGAAAAAGUUGAAGAAGUCAGAAAUGCUUAGCAGGGGACAGGUUGAACAUGUGAGAGCUGAGAGAAAUUUGCUCGCAGAAGUUGCCAGUCACUUCAUUGUGAAACUUUAUUAUUCUUUUCAAGAUGCUGAGUAUUUGUAUCUAAUCAUGGAGUAUCUGCCUGGUGGUGACAUGAUGACUUUGCUAAUGAGAGAAGACACCCUAACUGAGACUGUGGCUAGAUUUUACAUUGCUCAAAGUGUUCUGGCCAUUGAAUCUAUUCAUAGGCAUAAUUACAUUCACAGAGACAUUAAACCCGACAAUCUUCUGUUGGACAAAAAUGGUCAUAUGAAGCUCUCUGACUUUGGUCUUUGCAAACCUCUAGACUGUAGAAAUUUAUCUGCUAUAAACGAAAAUGAAACCCUGGAUGAUGAGAAUUUGAAUGAAUCAAUGGACGUUGAUGGGCACUUCCCUGAAUCUGGUAGAGGAAGACGCUGGAAAAAUCCCCUUGAACAAUUGCAGCACUGGCAGCAUAACAGGAGGAAACUGUUUCAAUGGCAGGCAUUUUCAACAGUUGGAACACCAGAUUACAUUGCACCUGAAGUAUUGCUGAAGAAAGGAUAUGGCACAGAGUGUGACUGGUGGUCACUUGGUGCUAUCAUGUAUGAAAUGCUUGUUGGUUAUCCUCCAUUUUACUCUGAUGAUCCAGUGACAACAUGCAGAAAGAUUGUACACUGGAAAAAUCAUUUGAAAUUUCCAGAUGAGGCCAGGCUUACACCUGCAGCAAAGGAUUUGAUCUGUAGGUUGCUUUGUGAUGUUGAGCAUAGGCUCGGUACUUUAGGAGCAGACCAAAUUAAAGCUCAUCCCUGGUUCAAAGAUACUCCAUGGGACAAACUCUAUGAAACAGAGGCAGCAUUUAAACCACAGGUUGAGGGGGAUCUUGAUACUCAAAAUUUUAUGAAAUUUGAUGAGGUGGAAGGUCCAAAACCAGCAAGAACAGGAUCUGGGCCAAUGAGGAAGAUGCAUUUAACUCCUAAAGAUCUUAAUUUUGUGGGCUAUACGUACAAGAAUUUUGAGGCUGUCAAAGGGUUACGUCAUUCUUUUGAUAUAAAGGGGAGUGCACCGCCAAGGCAGUCGUCAACUGACUCAUUCCACAGUGAUUCUGGUGUGGACUACUCUUCUAAUGACACAGAAACAGGGUUGCUUUGAUCAUCAGGAGAUGGCGUGUCACAUUGAGUGACUCAAUCCUUUCCAUGGAUAGCACCGUGCACAAUGGAUAAACGAACUCUUCUUAUUUUGAUUGACGGGUCUACCUGCUUAUUUUAGCCAGGUUCUACCCUGAUUUGCUUAUCUAUUGAAGUUUGCUGGCACAUAUUUGCCGAACUAAUAAGUGUGCAGUAAAUAUCAAUUAGAUUGAGGAGAGUUCUUUGAUA